AUGGCAGCCGAUAUCGCGACGCCUUUGACUCCGAUCCCAAUGACACAGCCAGCCACGCUUCUCGAUGAAGUUGAGCUGCCCGAUUUCGAUCCAGCCAUCCACCUCGCGUUCCAACCACCUGCUCAACGCCAUACUUUCGGAGAAGUAGGACUUCCGAAGCCGCACAAUGCCCCAGAUCUCUGCUACACGGAUCCAUUUCCUCUGUUCUCCGAAGAAGGGGUGCGGAUUCUGCGACGGGAGAUGCUCAGUAAGCAAAUGCUGGACAAAUACCUCAGGUCAUGGGAUCGUGCCCCUGCCUAUAUCGCAGGCCACGAAAAGACGGCAAAAUUCAUGCUGCAGGCAUGGCAGCAUCCCGCCACUCAAGCUGCCAUCGAUAGAGCUGCUGGAUUUCCGUUGCGUCGACUCUACAAGACGGGCGACAUUGGUAUGGUCAACAUUCAAUUGGGUCCAGACGGGUUAGCGGGGGUCUAUAAGCUCACAGAAACCCCUCUGCCACCACAAUCGCCUCUGGAAUUGGAGAAGUCGGCGUACGACAACGUUCCAAUUGACUCCUGGCAUAAAGACCAGGUUCCCGUCGUAUGUGUGGUCAUGCUGAGUGACACAAGUGCCAUGCAAGGUGGUGAGACAGCUAUCAAAACCGGAGAUGGCUCAAUUAUCAAGGUCAAAAGUCCAACUAUGGGUGGAGCGGUCAUCAUGCAAGGCGGGUGCACCGAGCAUGCCGCCCUGCGAGCGACCAAUAUACCGGAGCGUAUAAGCAUGGUGACCAGCUACACAUACGCUGAUCCCAAUCUGGAUGACCGGUAUUCUUCACUUCGGAGUGUCGACCCUGCAAACGAUGAUAUCGCCCUGAUGUGCAAUGAGUUUCUCAAGGAGAAGCUCACCCGUCUUCGAGGUCGCAUAGAUCUGGUUUUGGAAGGGCUAGCUGAGAAGGAGAACAUGGGAGAAAUGAUCGAGCGGGAAGAGGUUGAGCGAUGGGUGAAAGAGCAGACAGAAUUUCUGCGGCGAAGUGCGUGGGAGAUGUUUGAGAGGAUCCCAAACUUCCUGGGUAAGGAUGCGCCAGAAGAGGCUAUUCAGGAGUAUCUCAAGUAG
Messenger RNA from Fonsecaea multimorphosa CBS 102226, 1089 nucleotides. RefSeq lists its product as uncharacterized. The record is from RefSeq and is a predicted model, not a curated record. Lineage: Eukaryota; Fungi; Ascomycota; Eurotiomycetes; Chaetothyriales; Herpotrichiellaceae. The transcript is spliced from 2 exons. The coding region runs from base 1 to 1089 and encodes 362 amino acids.